AUGAAGUUGAUGAAAGCCACCGUUGAAAUUGAUGCUGAUCAUAAAGUUAAUCGGAUCAGUGAACUUCCGGAUUCUCUACUCUGCCACAUCCUGUCAUUUCUACACAUCAAACAAUCUGCUGCCACUUCCAUUUUGUCCACCAGAUGGAAGUACUUAUUCGCUUUCGUCCCCGAUAUCGAUCUUGAAUACAUGAACCCGGAGCUUCACUUUGAUUUCAUCAACUUUUGCCGAAGAAUGAUCGUGCUACGCUUGAAUCUUUACUAUCUAAUGGAUGUAAUUUCAAUCCGCAAAAUCAUGAAAGGUUGUCCUCUGCUGGAGGAGCUAGAUAUAGGUUGCAAAUGUCCUGAGAAUUUUGGUAGGGAGAACGCAAUUGAUGUUCUUGAAUUCUCGAGUUCUUCUAUGAAGAAACUAGUAUUUCAUCCUUUUGGGGAACGUCAGGAUGUCACUAUUAUUGUGGCAUCCAAUAGUCUCCAAAGUUUGGAUUGUCGACUGAAUUGGUUAUGUAAAGAUGGCAGCGGCGAAGUGAUAUUAGAUACGCCGAAUCUUAAACAUUUAGCCUUCAGUGGAACUCUGGAAAAAUUGAACAUUAUUGGGGGCCUGGAAAGUGUGGAUUCAGUUGAAGUAACUAAUGAUUCUUACUCCAUUACAAGUGCUGAGGAUUUAAUUGUGCUUCUUCAUCGGACACAAAAUGCGCUGUCAAUUUGUGCAACAAUUGAGACCCUGGAGGCCUCGGAUGGUUUUUCACGUAUGUUACCAACAUUCGAAAACUUGGCACGUCUAGAGCUUAAUGUGCGUGAUGUAUGCAGCAUUCGGGACUGGGAAGCAUUGCCAUUCUUUCUUGAAAAUGCCCCUAAUCUAGAAGUUCUCCUUUUCAAUCAUGUGAGCACUAAUAUACUUUGGACUAACGACUUUGUGGAGGAAGAAGUUGAGUGUCCUGUUGAAACAAUCUUUCCUAUUCACUUGAUCGAAAAUCUCAAGGAGAUAGGAAUUAAAGUUUUCAACAAUGAAGAAGAUGAAUUCGCUGUUGUUGAGCAUCUAUUCCAGAAUGCGAAAUCAUUGAGGAAAUUUACCAUUGGGGCAGCUCCAGAGCCUUCAGUUUGUGCAAGAAUAUCGGCUUUCAAGAGAUGCUCUACGCUAUGUCAAAUUGUAUUUGAUGAAUGGAAGUACAUAAGGUUCUAA
Messenger RNA from Oldenlandia corymbosa var. corymbosa, 1179 nucleotides. NCBI's taxonomy places the organism in Eukaryota, Viridiplantae, Streptophyta, Magnoliopsida, Gentianales, Rubiaceae. The record is from the annotation of a GenBank genome assembly.